Eruca vesicaria subsp. sativa (arugula) is the source of this 1479-nucleotide messenger RNA. NCBI's taxonomy places the organism in Eukaryota, Viridiplantae, Streptophyta, Magnoliopsida, Brassicales, Brassicaceae. The record is from the annotation of a GenBank genome assembly.
UUUUCAAUGGGACUUCGCUGCUCUAAGCUAUCUCUCUGUUGGUGGCCAACACAUCAGAAACCAACUCUCAACGACGCUUCUGAUCUUGAAAACGGAACAGACGAGUUGCCGUCGUUUACUGAGUUCAGCUUCGACCAACUACGAGCAGCUACUUCAGGUUUCUCCACGGACAGCAUCGUGUCCGAACACGGCGUUAAAGCUCCUAAUGUCGUUUACAAAGGCAGACUCGAAGAUGGGAGAUGGAUCGCUGUUAAACGCUUCAACAGAUCCGCUUGGCCCGACACUCGUCAAUUUCUUGAGGAAGCAAAAGCUGUGGGGCAGUUGAGGAGUGAGAGGUUAGCGAAUUUGAUUGGUUUCUGUUGUGAAGGAGAUGAGAGAUUGCUCGUUGCUGAGUUUAUGCAUUUUGAAACUCUCUCUAAGCAUCUCUUCCACUGGGAUAGCGAGCCAAUGAAGUGGGCGAUGAGAGUGAGAGUGGCUUUGUAUCUUGCACAAGCACUAGAGUAUUGCAGUAGCAAAGGUCGUGCCUUGUACCAUGAUCUCAACGCUUACAGGAUCUUGUUUGACCAGGAUGGUAACCCGAGACUAUCUUGCUUUGGUCUUAUGAAGAAUAGUAGAGAUGGGAAGAGUUACAGUACAAAUCUGGCUUUCACACCUCCUGAGUACCUAAAAACAGGGAGAGUGAUUCCAGAGAGUGUGGUCUACAGCUUCGGAACGCUGUUGUUAGAUCUUCUCAGUGGCAAACACAUACCACCAAGCCAUGCGCUUGAUUUGAUUCGUGGGAAGAACUUUCUGAUGCUAAUGGACUCAGCUCUUGAAGGUCAUUUCUCAAAUGAUGAUGGAGCCGAUUUGGUUCGCUUAGCUUCACGUUGUUUGCAGUAUGAAGCUCGUGAAAGGCCAAAUGUGAAGUCUCUUGUGACCUCACUCGCUCCUCUUCAGAAGGAAACUGAUGUUCCUUCUUAUGUCUUACUAGGGAUUAUUCCACAUGGAGCUGCUUCUCCAAGAGAAGCAACCUCACUGAGCCCUCUUGGCGAUGCUUGUUCAAGACUUGAUCUCACCGCCAUUCAUGAGAUUCUAGAUGAAGUGGGGUACAAAGACGAUGAGGGCACAGCAAAUGAGCUCUCAUUUCAAGUGUGGACCGACCAGCUUCAGGAGACGCUAAACUCCAAGAAACAGGGAGAUGCUGCGUUCAAAGGAAGAGACUUUGUCACUACCAUAGAAUGUUACACGCAGUUCAUUGAAGAUGGGACCAUGGUAUCGCCAACUGUUUUUGCAAGGAGGUGUUUGUGUUAUCUGAUGAGCAACAUGCCUCAAGAGGCGCUUGGUGAUGCAAUGCAGGCGCAAGUAGUGUCUCCUGAGUGGCCAACGGCAUUCUAUCUUCAGGCUGCUGCUCUCUUCAGCCUUGGAAUGGAUAAAGACGCUUGUGAAACCCUUAAAGAUGGAACUUCUUUGGAAGCCAAGAAAUAUAACAACAGAAACUGA